AAUCAGUUAUUAUGGCAUUCAUCCGACAAGCACCUCUUCUACGCUGUCUGCCAUUGGUUGUAUUAUGUGUUCUAACACCGACGCUCAUCCAAACCAUUCACCAAGAUGCGAUGUUUACUGCUUCUAUGAUAUGUCAUUAUGAGGCCGAGCAGAAGAAAGCUGAUUGCUCUGAUCGUGGGUUGGACUCCAUCCCUCAAAAUCUUCCAGACGAUAUUAAAGUACUGGAUGUCACGCGCAACAAUAUCACUUUCAUCUUGAGUACUUCUUUUCAGAGAUACCCUUUGAUCCAGGUCUUGGAUCUUUCCUUAAACGACAUCAGAAUGAUAGAAUCUGAAUCUUUUUACCCUCUAAAGGAAUUGAAUCACUUAAUCCUAUCAUUCAACCCUAAUCUUGUUCUCCCAGCUACAGACCUGUUCAGGGGGUCUAAGAACCUGUCCACCCUGGAUCUGAUACAGUGUAAUCUGAAACUGCUUCCAAACGACACUCUUAAAUGGAGCCCGUCUGUAGAGAAUAUAAAUCUAAUGAUCAACAGACUUACCUUCGUUAACAUGAGCCUUUGUGGCAGACUAAGUUUUGUUGACUUGUCUUCAAAUGAAAUCGAGCAUCUCACGGCAGAAUCUUUCAUCUUCGGAUGUCAAAGUGAUUAUAUUGAUCUUUCCCGGAAUCCUAUUAAAUCAGUAGACCCAAACGUUAUUGCAUCGUUGAGUGCCCGGUCACUGUCUUUUGGCUCCUACCCUUUGUCACUUGAGGUACUGAAGGAUAUUUAUAGCGGAAUCUGUCGCUCUGAAAAAGUGGGGCUCGCUAUAAUUUAUUCAAAUUUCACAGUCUUGCCACUAGAUUUCUUCCGUAAUUGCUCUCUUACUUUUCUAACAUUAUCGGGCAAUGGGAUCCAAUCCCUCUCUCCGUACGUGUUCUCAAACUUGACAAGACUCGUGGAACUUCAUCUAUCGCAAAACAAUAUCGUCACUGUUGAACCGAUAUUCUUUCAAGGCAUGCGGGAGCUAAAAGUUUUGAACUUGGACAACAAUAAAAUAAAAUAUAUAAACCCAAAUAGUGACGUAUGGGCACUGGACUUGAAUGUGUUGUACUUAUGCACCAAUUCUUUGACAGAAAUCUCAGAAUUCGCAUUUUUGGGUUUGCGAAAUCUAACGCUGUUAGAUCUGCGCUUCAACAAAGACCUUAUUGUCCUGAAUAUUACGUCGUUUUCGGAACUGACAGAAAUUCAAACCAUCGACUUGAACCAAUGCAGUAUGUCCACAUUUCAUCCGGUAGCCCCGAACUUAACAACCCUUUCCAUGAAUAACAUGAACAUCCCUUCGACCUAUACGACCCCUAGAAUAUUCCUCAAAGAUUCACAAGGCAUUAAAGAUUUGGAAAUCCGUAAAUCGAGUCUGUCGACAGCUGAUAUAUGGGAUAAAACCGUGAAUGUCUCUCUUUUUGACGGAUUGUCAAAACUUAUUACUUUGGAUCUGAGCGACAAUUCUUUUGACAUUCGCUUUCCAGAUAUCUUUCCAGCUAGGAUCUUUGAACAACUCGCUGCUCUCCAGAAACUUGGUUUAGAAACCUGUCAUAUUUCAGGCCUUCAUCCAUUAGCUUUUUCGGGAUUGGAAUCGCUUCGGGUGCUAAAUUUACGUGGAAACAUGAUUCAACAACUUAAUUUUGAAAUAUUCAAAAUGUUAGAUCAAGUGACAAUUAUCAAUCUUGAUGGCAACCUUUUGACAUACCUCGAUGAACAACUAUUCUCGAACAAUCCCAGACUGACUACUCUUUUGCUAUCAAACAAUAGAUUCACCCGUCUCAACCAAACGACAUUUGAACCGAUAAAAUCUUCGCUUCUAUCUUUAGACUUUUCAUUGAACCCUUUCAGCUGUAACUGUGAUAUACGAUGGUUCCGCGAUUGGAUGAGUGGACAUAUUUUCGUCAUUGACGAGGACAAAACCCUUUGUUCAUUGGCCUCUUUAGAGCCUCUUCGCGGAAAACCUUUGCUUAAUUUUGAUACCAGUAAACUUUGUGGACUCAACGUUGUUCUUGUAUGCUUGACUCCUCUCGCCGGCAUUAUCGUGGUUGUCAUCGUCGUAGUCCUUUAUCACAACCGAUGGCAGUUGAAGCAAAAACUCUUUCUCUUCAAACUUAUGGCAAUUGGAUAUAAAGAGAUGCGAGACGCCCGGGACUACAAGGACUACGAGUUUGACUUGAAUAUCAUCUUCUACGAUGACGACGAAGAAUGGGUUCGUCAACAACUCCGACCAGCUCUGGAAGAACGGCUUCCGCAGUUCCAGAGGAAUGUCUUUGGUGAUCAAGACCUCAUCCCUGGUAUGCACUAUCUGGACGCCGUCGACUACGUGGUAAGCCAUAGUUACAAAACACUCAUUCUACUCAGCAGAGCCGCCGUGCACGAUCGCUGGUUUAUGCUCAAAAUCCGCACUGCAAUGGACCAUGUGAGCGACACCGAGACCGAAUUCGUAGUCGUGGUCUUUCUCGAAGACAUCCCUGACGAAGAGAUACCAUUCUUGGCAAGGUUAUAUUUAAGUGACGGCAGACCCUACCUACAUUGGACCGAGGAUGUGAGAGGACACGAUUUUUUCUGGAAUAAACUGGUGAAAAAUCUCACCAUUAAUCUGAGGACCAACGACUUGAUCCCCAACGAGUAGUAAUGGUCUGACUUAUUUUCGGGAUAGUGUGAUCCAUUCUACAUUACUGUCCACAUAUCAGAGUUUAGUAUAUCUGAUUCAUGUAUUAAGCUAAGAGCACUAUUGGAGCUUGGAUCAGACUAAAUAUAAAGUCGCAAACACAUCUGAUGCCAAUUUAUAUUUAGAAAACCAUUAUAUAUGUGGUAAUGCAUAAUUAUGAUACACCAAAUGACCAAAUCACAUCUUCUCCAUGAACCAAAAUGCAGGACCACAAGAUAUUACAAUUCUAGUAUUCCAUCAAUAAUUGUUCGAUUACUAAAUAGGAAUCCCGACCUCCUCAUAUAGAUCUAGCUAUUUAAUCCCAAACCUCUGUUUGAAUUUGUAUGUAGUUUUAUGAAUAUAGUUUUGAUAAAUAUGAUUUUAAUA
Strongylocentrotus purpuratus (purple sea urchin) is the source of this 3056-nucleotide messenger RNA. RefSeq names its product toll-like receptor 4. The record is from RefSeq and is a predicted model, not a curated record. Bases 12 to 2651 code for a protein of 879 amino acids. Gene Ontology annotation, cellular component: membrane. NCBI's taxonomy places the organism in Eukaryota, Metazoa, Echinodermata, Echinoidea, Camarodonta, Strongylocentrotidae. The transcript has a single exon. Gene Ontology annotation, molecular function: transmembrane signaling receptor activity; protein binding. Gene Ontology annotation, biological process: toll-like receptor signaling pathway; immune response.